GGGGCAAGCGCAGGGUCGGUUUUGUCCAGAAUCGCGCUGCGCAUGGCGAGGGUGGAGGAAACAGCCUUUCGACGAAACGGGAGCGGGAGACUGGCAUGAAGCGACUGGAGCAAGAGUCUCCCCCUCCAUCCGUCGUCCCCAGAGGAGAUGGCGAGUCAUCUGACCUGAAGUGCCCGUAAUCUCGCUGCUUCUUUGGGGUACUUUUCAGAAACAUUUAAAUGAUGACGGCUAUUCUAGAACGGAUCGGUACCUUGUCCAUCAGUGGACAACAACUCCGUCAACUUCCUCAGCUCCUGGAAGAAGGCUUUCCCAAGAUGCCUUGCACAGUUAAAGAAUCUGAUGUGCCCCAACUUUUCAGGGAGCCUUAUAUCCAAGCUGGCUAUCGCCCCAUAGGUCAGGAUUGGCGCUAUUAUUUCCUCAGUCUCUUCCAAAAACAUAAUGAGGUUGUUAAUGUCUGGACUCACCUUCUGGCUGCUUUGGCAGUGCUGCUGAGAUUUAAUGUAUUUGCUGAAGCAGAGGGCUUGUCUCUGGAGAUCCGCUCCUUACCUCUCUUCAUCUUUGUCCUUUCCUCUGUUACAUAUCUGACAUGCAGCCUCUUAGCUCAUCUCUUGCAGUCCAAGUCAGAGAUAUCACACUAUACUUUCUAUUUUGUGGAUUAUGUUGGCGUCAGCAUCUACCAAUAUGGAAGUGCCCUGGCCCAUUUCUAUUACAGCUCUGACCAAGCCUGGUAUGACAAAUUUUGGCUUUUCUUCUUGCCAGCAGCUGCUUUCUGUGGGUGGCUGUCAUGUGCUGGCUGUUGCUAUGCCAAGUACCGCUACCGGCGCCCAUACCCCAUCAUGAGGAAAGUAUGUCAAGUGAUCCCAGCGGGGUUGGCAUUCAUCUUGGACAUCAGUCCCGUGGCCCACCGUGUGAUUAUGUGCCACCUUGAAGGCUGUGAGGAGUUGGCUGCUUGGUACCACACCUUCCAGAUACUUUUCUUCCUAGUCAGUGCUUAUUUCUUCUCUUGUCCAGUUCCUGAAAAAUAUUUCCCUGGGUCCUGUGAUAUUGUUGGUCAUGCCCACCAAAUUUUUCACACAUUCCUUGCUAUUUGCACACUCUCACAAUUGGAAGCCAUCUUCUUGGAUUACAAGAACAGUCAAGAUAUCUUAUUCAAGCGACAUGGAUCUCUUUCCAUCAUCCUGUCUUGUGGCUCUUUUUUUGGCUUAGUUGCUUGCAGUGCUGUCACUGCACUCCUACUGCAGCGCAAAAUCAAGGAGGAACUGGCCAUAAAGGCGUCCUGAGAGACUGACAUAGAAACAGGGUUCAGUCCUGAUGUGCUUGAAGAAAACUAGGAAGAGGGAAGUUUACUCAAGUACUGUAUAUAAGUAAAUUAACCUAGUGGUUUUUCUCUAUAAAUUAUAAUUAAGGAAUUGAUUACAGGUGGGCACUAAUUUAUUAUAUCUGCCUUAUGCCCUAAACAUUUUUACUAACUGUACCUAUUGCUGGGCAAAGGGCAUUUAGAAUACUUAAUUUAAGAGUUAUAAAGGCAGAUUUUUCUAAAUGGUUUACUUAUUUAUAGAAAUUUGUAUUAUGUGAAAGAGGAUACUAUGACUAACUAGAAGAGUAGACUAUUGCCAUUGACUUGCACAUUUGUAAAGCUCUUAUCUCAUUGGAAAAUUGGAACUGUGUGGGUUAUAUUACUUCAGAAUAUAAAUGGGGAUGGGGUCACAUAAGAGAGAAAAAGAUUCCUUAACACAUUGGGUCAAAGUCCUUAGCUUACUAGUUUAUGUGUAGGGAUUUUUUUUCAUGUUAAAUCAUAAGACUCAUUACUUGCAAUCUGAAAUGGUA
Protobothrops mucrosquamatus (brown spotted pit viper) is the source of this 1827-nucleotide messenger RNA. RefSeq names its product progestin and adipoQ receptor family member 8 (gene PAQR8). The transcript is spliced from 2 exons. Lineage: Eukaryota; Metazoa; Chordata; Lepidosauria; Squamata; Viperidae. Gene Ontology annotation, cellular component: plasma membrane. Gene Ontology annotation, molecular function: nuclear steroid receptor activity; steroid binding. Gene Ontology annotation, biological process: response to steroid hormone. The record is from RefSeq and is a predicted model, not a curated record. The coding region runs from base 219 to 1280 and encodes 353 amino acids.